Messenger RNA from Plasmodium coatneyi, 1527 nucleotides. Its product is annotated as SICA antigen. The coding region runs from base 1 to 1527 and encodes 508 amino acids. The transcript has 4 exons. The record is from RefSeq and is a predicted model, not a curated record. NCBI's taxonomy places the organism in Eukaryota, Apicomplexa, Aconoidasida, Haemosporida, Plasmodiidae.
AUGGUCCAGAAGAAGGACGAUAAUGUGGACAAAUUCUUUCUGAAAAAAUGGGGUCUAGAUAAGGAUGAAGUGUACCGCCUAUUUAAUGAAUUCAACGAGCCACUAAGUGAAAAGGAUAAGAAGAAUGUUUACGCAGUCGUUUGCACAGACUUUGUAGGAGGUCAAGGCCUCAACGAGCAGGAACUUCACCCAUGUUUUUGUAAAAUUCUUAUGAGGAAUUUAGGAAAUGUAAUAGAAACCAGCAGCACGUAUAUAUACAAAUAUAAGGAGAAAAAAGUGCACAGCAUGAAGCCGAAUGCACCAUGUCAUCUUUUAAACUUGUGGUUAUACUUAUAUGUAUUUAAAUCUCGCAUAGAUGAGCAGAAUAUUAAUUAUGUAUUCACAGCAAUAACUGAGUUAAACAAGGUAUUUAAGCUAAUGGAUUAUGAAAAGUGUAUAUAUGAAAAUACGUUUACAGUGAACACAUCGGAGGACGGAAGUAGUAUUUUCAGUGACAUUAAUAAAUGGUUGAUGAGGAAUGAAACGGAGAACAAAAUGUCUAAAAUAAAGGCAGGGACUGCAUGUAAUGAAGGGAGCAGAUCUAAUGACCAGAAGCAUAGUGAAGUUCCACAGAGGAUACCGGAAAAUAUAAAUUCCAAAGUACAGAAUAAAGUUCAAGAAGUUGUCAAAGAAAUAAAGAAGUUGGAGGAAAUAUUUAAAGCAGGUGACCAGGACGACGACCUCGGCGAGUAUGAGGAAACUGACGAAGGAGAAAUCGAAGAAGAACCAGAAGCAGCAGGACUACAACCUCCAGAGGAGGAAGAUGAGAAACUUUCGCCUCCUCCUACUACAGCUGUUUCUGAGGAAAAUGAGGAAGAAAAGAAGGAUGGUGCAGCAGAAGAACCUAAACACACAGAAGAAGCAGCUCGUGGUAGUGGAGGUGCUCUAGGUUCUGGGGGUGCUACUCCCCGUCCUAGCACCCCUUCCCCUGCCAAACUUACCAGCAACAUUGACCUCCCUACAUCAUACCUUCCUUUAAUUCCAUCGGUGACUGGUAUUCUUGUUAUGAGUUACUUCCUAUGGAAGUACUUUGGAAUGCUACGUAAAACAAGAAAACGUUACAGAAGAGCUCUUCAAAUGCGUGGUCCCUCCUUAGAACAGCAGAUUGUUGACGAUGUGGACGAAGAUGGUCAACGUGAAUAUUGCAUAGUGAAAGAACGAAAACCUCGUUCUAUGCCUAAAUAUAGGAGGAAAAAACGGGGUGUUAAUCGCCGUGCUGGUCGUCGUCGUAGUGGUGUACGUCGGCGCAUGAUUAUUGAUAUUCAUUUAGAAGUCUUAAACGAAUGUCAAAAAGGGGACCUACAUUCGACGAAGGAGGACUUUUUUGAAAUAUUGGUUCAAGAGUUUAUGGCAAGCGAAUUUAUAAAAGAAGAAAAUGUUCCAAAGGAAAGUGUUGCUGAGGAACAAGUUCCAAGUUCAAAUUCCGCGUUUAGGGAAGAAGACUUUGUUCCUAAGGAAAAUGUUCCGUGUUCAGAUUCCGGGUUUUAG